UAGUUGAGAAUGUUCAGCUGAGACGGACAACAUGGCUCCGAAGAAGAAGGGCCUGUUACUUGGACAUUUGGAAUUCCCACCGUAUGCCGUCAAUGCGGUUGGUGAUCGGCAUUUUAUUGUAGCAGGAGGGGGAGGGACAGCCAAAACCGGGGUUCCAAAUGCAUUUGAGAUCUUCCAAUUGAGAUGUGACAGAGCAGAUGUAGAGGCUAGAAGCGUGCUGAAAUUUUCAGAUCUGGAAUGUGCUAUUAUGAACACUGCUGUUCAUGAGAAUGAAAAAGGAUUUAUGCUAGCUGCUGGCAUGGAAGAAAACUGUCGCUUUUACAACUUAAAGCAUAAAGUGAUUACUUUGGAAGACACUGAAGAUAAACAUAAAGAAGACACUAAAGACAGUGCUGUCAGGCAAAGAAAAGGAAAACAGUCGCAGCCAGAUUCCAAGAGCAAGGAAGUUGAAAAAUUGGUGUCCUUUCAAGUUGACCCUUUUAAAACAAUUCAAACAGACUUUCAUGGUGAUGGUGGUUUUCAAAAAGUGGUUCAGAUCAGUUUAGAUGGAAAAAUCCUUGCAACAGGAGGAGCAGAUGGAUUUUUAAGGAUAUGGAAACUCCCAGAACUGAAAAGACUCCAGGAAAUUGAAGCACAUGAAGGAGAGAUUGAAGAUCUAUCUAUUAGUCCAGAUGGAAAUCAGAUUGUCACAGUGUCUCAUGACAAACAUUCCAGUGUGUGGAAUACCAAGGAUGGAAGCAAACACCAGGAACUCAACUGGAAAGGGAAAUCUAACUCUGCAUACAGAUUUAGAUCAUGCAGAUAUGGUGUAACUAAAGGCCCAAAGCCUGAGGUCACUUUGUACACAACACACAUUCCAGUAACAAGAGCAGGGAAGCAUCCACUGCCCUGCUAUAUCACACUAUGGGACAGUGCAAAAUUAGUAGCAAAGAAAAGUGCAAAUGUUGGCGGAGAAGUUGUGUCAGCUUUUGAAGUUAGUGAUGAUGGUCUGUAUCUUGGACUUGGAACAAUAAAUGGCAGUAUAGCUAUUUAUAUAGCUUUUAGUUUACAGUGUUUACACCAAGUAAGAGAAGCCCAUAGUAUAUUCAUAACAGGGAUUGAGUUCCUUCCCAGCACUUCCACAGCACAGGCAAUAACAUUUGGACAUGAUGUCAGUCUUCUAAGUGUAUCUGUAGAUAAACAGAUUAAGAUUCAUCAGGUGCCAACAAGAGGUAGUAUCAGUGCUGUGUGGGUGCUCUUAGGGGCCUUCAUCAUCAUGUGUGCUAUAUUUUGGUUCCUGGCAACUAUUGGUUUAUGAUGAAAUCCACAGAUACUUCAAUGGGAUAUUUGAUGAAACAUACGAUACUCAAAGAUUUGUAGCUGAGUGAGAAUUGUAUUGCUACAAAUAUUAGGUUUGACAUGGAACUGUGAAUACUGGGGAAAAUGUUUGCCUGAAACUCAUACCCAUGCAAACUUGUCAUGAGACUUGUUUCCAGAUCUUCUUUAUUAUGAAUUAUUUUAAAACUUUUUGUGUCUUUUAUAAAAUGUUAGAUUUUUCUGGUUUUGAUGGUAGU
Messenger RNA from Lingula anatina, 1553 nucleotides. Its product is annotated as guanine nucleotide-exchange factor SEC12. Gene Ontology annotation, molecular function: guanyl-nucleotide exchange factor activity; protein binding. The record is from RefSeq and is a predicted model, not a curated record. Gene Ontology annotation, biological process: endoplasmic reticulum to Golgi vesicle-mediated transport. Gene Ontology annotation, cellular component: endoplasmic reticulum membrane. NCBI's taxonomy places the organism in Eukaryota, Metazoa, Brachiopoda, Lingulata, Lingulida, Lingulidae.